Melospiza georgiana is the source of this 995-nucleotide messenger RNA. It is a transcript of the gene FAM174A, whose product is annotated as family with sequence similarity 174 member A. The record is from RefSeq and is a predicted model, not a curated record. NCBI's taxonomy places the organism in Eukaryota, Metazoa, Chordata, Aves, Passeriformes, Passerellidae. The transcript has 3 exons. The coding region runs from base 1 to 495 and encodes 164 amino acids.
AUGCGGUCGCCGGCGCUGCCGCAGCUCUUGGUGGGGCCGCUGCUGGUGUUGCUGGUGCUGCUGGACGCCGCCCGCUGCGCGGAGGCUGCGGCCCCUCGCCCCCGGGACGCCGCCACCGCUUCCCCACGCUCCACGGAGGCGGCCGGCGGGGCCUCCACGCGGAGCAGCAGCAACAGUAGUAGCAGCAGCAGCCGCCUGGCCGAGGUGUCGGCGCCGCCCGAGCAGGGCCAGCCCAUGACCCAGCGCGCCCUGUCCGUGCUGGUUCUGGCCAGCGCCGCCCUCAUCGUCUACUUCGUGAUCCGGACCGUGCGGCUCAGAAGGCAAAAUAGAAAAACCCGAAGAUAUGGAGUUUUGGAUAUGAACAUAGAAAACAUGGAGCUGACCCCAUUAGAACAAGAUGAUGAUGAUGAUGAUGAUGAUACAACACUGUUUGAUGCCAGCCAUCCUCGAAGGAUUUUUCUUGUUUACUGGAGGAUGGAGAAAAUUAAUAAAUAACCUUUCAUUGUACUGUUUUCCUUACACAUUUGCAUGAUUUAAGUAAUAUUCCAGUUUUCAAGUGUUUUUCUACAUAAAUAGUGACUACUUUUUCCCUAGUUUUAUUUCAAGACACCCACACCAAUUGUGUCUUAGGCCUUCAAAUGAAAAAAAUCAAAUCAAUUUUCACAGAAACACCAGAAGUUCUUAUUCUCACUCUACAGUUAAGGCACCAAGACCAUGAGAAAUUAAAUUUUUACUGGUUUUCGUAAGUUUUCUUCAGUUAAAACAGCUAGAGAUGAUUUUCCAGGGUGUUGAAGCAUUUCAUAUGUUCUGUGUAUAUGCUGGUUUUUUUAUUUUUGUGUUGUAUGAGUUUUUAUAGGCCCAGAAUCCUAAUUUGAUUGAUCAGCAAAUGAGAACUACAUUAUGAAUGGCAAAGUGGACAAAUUUUGAGUUAAAAGAUUUCUUUUAAGACAUCACUUGGAGACUCAGUGGCAAAUCUUGGAGUGGAAUCAGUUUCU